This is a messenger RNA of Olea europaea var. sylvestris, 721 nucleotides long. RefSeq names its product cytochrome b-c1 complex subunit 7-like. Lineage: Eukaryota; Viridiplantae; Streptophyta; Magnoliopsida; Lamiales; Oleaceae. Gene Ontology annotation, biological process: mitochondrial electron transport, ubiquinol to cytochrome c. Bases 201 to 572 code for a protein of 123 amino acids. The record is from RefSeq and is a predicted model, not a curated record. The transcript is spliced from 4 exons.
UUCAUUCUAAAUUUUCAUUUUACAACUAAACUCGCAUUUCUCUAGCUCUUAUUUUAACUAAACACGCAUUUGAUCAGAUCUAAUUUGAAUAUGCAAAUCCGUAAAAUGUAAGCGAUUUCCAUCCAGCGACACUUGACUGUCAACUGUUGGUAUACACCCCCGAAAACUUGACCAAAUAGAUAGCAGAGGGAGUGAAACCAAUGGCAUCAUCGCUAUCUCGGUGGCUUGUCGACCCAAAGAAGAACCCUCUCGCUGCCAUCCACAAAAAGACCAUCUUCGGCCGCCUUCGCAAAUACGGGCUUCGAUAUGAUGAUUUGUAUGACCCAAAGUACGAAUUGGACGUUAAUGAGGCGCUGAAUCGGCUCCCUAGAGAGAUCGUGGAUGCGAGGAAUCAGCGCAUCAAGCGCGCUAUGGAUCUCUCCAUGAAGCACGAUUACCUUCCCGAAGAUCUCCAGGCCAUGCAGACACCAUUUAGAAGCUAUCUUCAGGAAAUGUUAGCUCUUGUAAAGAAAGAGCAAGCUGAACGUGAGGCUUUGGGCGCUUUGCCCCUCUAUGAGCGCACAAUUCCAUGAUCCUUUGUGAUUUCUAUUUCUGAUUGAUUUUCGUAUUCUGAAUAAUAAGAACAGUGAUCCUGCUCAAGGUAUAUGGACCAGGAAAUAGAGGAUUAUUCUGUAUUUCAUGAUGUUUGAUGAUCAAAAUCACUUGGAUUUGUUUUUCCUCA